Messenger RNA from Fusarium redolens, 1254 nucleotides. Its product is annotated as Adenylosuccinate synthetase. Gene Ontology annotation, molecular function: GTP binding; adenylosuccinate synthase activity. Bases 1 to 1254 code for a protein of 417 amino acids. The transcript has 20 exons. The record is from RefSeq and is a predicted model, not a curated record. Gene Ontology annotation, biological process: IMP metabolic process; 'de novo' AMP biosynthetic process. Lineage: Eukaryota; Fungi; Ascomycota; Sordariomycetes; Hypocreales; Nectriaceae. Gene Ontology annotation, cellular component: cytoplasm.
AUGUCUAUCACUGUCAUUCUUGGAGCCCAAUGGGGCGACGAAGGCAAGGGCAAGUUGGUUGAUGGACAGUGCCAGGAGGCGCAACUCUGUGCCCGAGCCGCGGGUGGAGCUAACGCUGGGCAUCUCGUGCGAGGCAGCUUUCACCUCCUACCCUCUGGGCUGAUCAACCCAAAAUGGUUUUACCAUAGCAUGAACUUCAUUGGUUCGGGCGUAGUCUUCCACGUCCCAAGUUUCUUUAGCGAGCUCCAGGCGCUCGAGGAAAACCUGACCGCGGUACAUGAUCGGAUCCUUGUUUCUGACAGGGUCAAUGUUCUCUUGGAUCUGCACAUCGCAGUGGAUGGUCUCGAGGAGAGGGAACUUGGAGACGCAGCUAUCGGAACAACAAGACGCGGCAUUGGUCCCUGCUAUCAGACAAGCAGAGCGCGAACUGGCAUCAAAAUGACCGACGUCUUCCACCCUGACAUUUUCGAGCAGAAGGUGAGGCGCUUAGCCGAUGGCUAUCAAAAGCGCUUCGGAGAACUGCUCGAAUACGACAUCGAGGCCGAGCUUGCUCGUUUCGACGAGUACAGGAAGACGCUGAAGAAGUACGUCGUGGACGGCGUGGCCUUCAUGAGAUCCGCACAGCAGAGCAACACGAAAAUUGUGAUCGAAGGCGCAAACGCACUGAUGCUAGAUGUUGAUUAUGGCUCUUACCCAUUCGUCACUUCCUCAAGUACUACGCUUGCUGGUAUUAUUGGUGGACUUACACUGAACCCAAAGAAUAUCACAGAGACGGUUGGAGUGGUCAAGGCUUAUACCACCCGUGUCGGGGCGGGGGCCUUCAAGACCGAAGAUACCGAAGAGAUUGGCACCAAGCUCCAGGAGAUUGGACGCGAAUGGGGAACGUCGACUGGCCGCAGACGCCGAUACCUUGUUGUUGUCAAGUACAGUAACUCGAUCAAUUACUACACCAGCCUGAAUCUCACAAAGCUCGACGUUUUGGAUACUUUCGAAACGAUCAAGAUCGCCAUCGCUUACAAGAUCGACGGAGAGGAACUGGACUCUUACCCUGCGGAUCUUGACAUCCUGAACCGAGCUGAGGUGGUUUACCACGAGAUGCCAGGCUGGCAAAAGCCGACCACCAACGCGAGGACCUACUACGAUCUCCCCAAGGCGGCCCGCGAUUACGUUGAGUACAUCGAGAAGUUUGUCGGAGUCAAGAUCAAGUACAUCGGCACCGGUCCUGACCGUGAGGCCAUGAUCCAGCGCGCCUGA